Ictalurus punctatus (channel catfish) is the source of this 2890-nucleotide messenger RNA. RefSeq names its product LFNG O-fucosylpeptide 3-beta-N-acetylglucosaminyltransferase (gene lfng). NCBI's taxonomy places the organism in Eukaryota, Metazoa, Chordata, Actinopteri, Siluriformes, Ictaluridae. The transcript has 8 exons. The coding region runs from base 114 to 1274 and encodes 386 amino acids. Gene Ontology annotation, cellular component: Golgi membrane. Gene Ontology annotation, biological process: regulation of Notch signaling pathway; pattern specification process. Gene Ontology annotation, molecular function: O-fucosylpeptide 3-beta-N-acetylglucosaminyltransferase activity. The record is from RefSeq and is a predicted model, not a curated record.
GGCGCCUCUGCGAAUUUUUCCCCCGAGUGCUUCAAUAGGGACAGGGUUGACACAGUGUGUUAUGCGGUGGUCAUCGCGGAGGAGUACAGCUUGGUUUUAGAGUUCUUAUCAACAUGUUAAAAAGUUCCAGCAGGAAAACUGUGCUCUGUGCAGUCGGAGCAGCCGUCACCUGCGCGGCGCUGCUUGUGGUGGUCGCUCAGCAGCAGCAGCGCAGCAGCAGCAGCGCGCACGGUGACGCGCACGGUGACGCGGAGGUGGGGAUGCGCACCUUACAGAGUGUUGCCGAGUUGGAGGUGGAUGGAGGAGUGCAGAGCGACCAAGCAGCAGCAGCGCAGGACGGAGGAGGAGGAAAGAAGGGAUUUUCCGCCUAUUUUUCCAAACUGACGCGGAGCAGGAGAGAUGCGGAGAAACCCACCGCGGCGGUCGCGGGCGCUCCGUCCAGCGCGCCGGCUGAAGAGCUGCGUCCUGAGGACCUCUUCAUCGCCGUGAAGACCACCAAGAAGUUCCACCAGCCACGGCUUGAUCUGCUGCUGGAAACCUGGAUUUCAAGGAACGUGCAACAGACGUACAUCUUCACAGAUGGCGAGGAUGAGGAGCUGAAAAAGAAAAUGGGAAACCAUGUCAUCAACACCAACUGCUCUGCUGCUCACAGUCGCCAGGCUCUGUCCUGCAAGAUGGCUGUGGAGUACGACAAGUUUAUCGAAUCAGGAAAAAAAUGGUUCUGCCAUGUGGAUGAUGACAACUACAUGAACGUCAAGACACUUGUCAAGCUGCUCUCUCUAUACCCUCAUACUCAGGACUUGUACAUUGGCAAACCCAGCCUGGACAGGCCCAUUGAGGCUACAGAGAGACUCGGUGACAACAAGAUGCGACCCGUGAAUUUUUGGUUUGCCACUGGAGGAGCUGGUUUCUGCGUUAGCCGUGGUCUGGCUCUGAAAAUGAGCCCUUGGGCAAGUGGUGGUCAUUUCAUGAACACCGCAGAGAAGAUCCGUCUACCGGACGACUGCACCAUCGGCUACAUCAUCGAGUCGGUUCUGGGGGUUCCACUGACACGCAGUAACCUGUUCCACUCGCAUCUGGAGAACCUGCAACAGGUGUCCCAAUCGGAAGUACACAAACAGAUUACACUGAGUUAUGGUAUGUUUGAGAACAAGAGGAAUAUAAUCAACAUGAAAGGAGUUUUCCCGGUUCAGGAGGACCCAUCCAGGUUUAAGUCUGUGCACUGUCUGCUCUACCCGGAUACUCCGUGGUGUCCUCCUCAGGUUACCUAUUAAGGCAACCAGCUCCUCUCUUGUAUCCUCGUCCCGACUGAGCCUCAGUAUCUGAAAGGCACUAGGGACCAGCGUGGUAUUGGCCCAUGUGGCUGCUUUAUUUGACAUUGCAGUGCAACGCGGCCUCUCGUGUGUUUUUUUUUUUUGUUGUUUUUUUUUUUUUUAACUGGGCUGCUGUGCGGCCUGUCUACGGACAUUUCCUUCCUGCCUGGUGCGUGAGCUUCCUGUCUGUGUACCAAGCAGUGGGGCCCACGGUCCAUCAGGAAAACAGGCUUUCAGCACCAAGCUUCACAGGCAAUCAGCAGUGCUUGCGUCCUUCAUGUUGCUUGUAUUUAUUGCAAUUCUCAUAGAAUGUCUUUUCUAUUAUACUAUGUCCAUGCCUUUCUUUCUGCCAGCUUUACUAUGCUUAGUACAUAUAAAAUCUUCUCUUUUUUUUUAAAAUUUUUUAAAUUCGUUUUCCAAAUGCAAUUCAGGAUUUUAACUUCAGGUCUGAAGUAACAAGCCUGAAAGAGCGAUUUAUUUAAAUGCGAGUGCUUUAUUAAGUUGUAAAGGACUCCGGAUGACAUAAUUAGAUGAAGGGUAAUUCCGUUGUUAGUUUCAUUUUCAGCUUCAGCGUUUACACUAUUGCUAUUACCUUUGUAUAAGCUGAUGAGCUGAUAAUUUAUUAUAUAAUUUGUGCUGGCAAAAGGCAAUUUCCAUAUGUGCCAUCAGAUUUGUUUGCAUCUGUAGUACAUUAGGAUGAAGCACUUUUCUCCCUUACUGUUCUGAAAAUGAUUGUGAUGACGGGCCUCGAAGCUGUGUGAUGCAACUUAACGUAAUCAUUAAGAAAUGAUUUAUAUUUCCAAUGCCAUUACUUGCAUUCAAACAAUCUUGGCAAAUUUUUUUUUUUUUUUUUUUUUUUUUUUUUUUUUUAAAUGAGAAUUUCUUGAUUUGUUAGCUUUACUCUGAGAUAUGUUUCAUGGAAAGUUGCACAGCUUGGUUGAAUGAACUGCUCAUUGCUCUUGUAAAGGGUUUCUUGCUAAUGUUUCGUAAGUGGACCAGACCUGCCAGCAUGACCUCGGCCAAUUUUUUGUAUUCGAUUCCAACGAGUCAAAAACAAUCGACAAAAUCUACAACAUGUUUGAGUAUUACAGUGUACCUGGCCUGCUCCACAUUCCUGUGUCAUUUAGGGGUGUCUACUCUUGAAAUCAUAUAGCUGUCAUGAUAAAACUUUAUAUGAGCAAUGGCAGUGUGCCCUUACAGAGGCUUUCUCUGUUUAUUACUAUUAUCAUAAUUUUUUUUUUUGCAAUGACCCACAUUGGGUAGACUGUACGUUAUUUUAAAGCAGUAUCUUAUUUUACUGUGCCAUGUUAAAAAAAAAAUUGUACAUAGUCGUUUAGAUGGUAUUAUGCUUUCACCUGUGGAUCAGACAUGGUUCUGAGGUCUGCUUGUUGUUGUUUUUUUUGUAUUGCUUAGAAUUGUGCUAAUGGCUGUAAUUUAUCCUCCAGUAUCUGGAUUCUCCAAUUGUACAAAUGCUUUUCACUCAGGGAUUAACGUCCUGAUGGAGUUACUGCUGUACUCCACUGUGGUAACUGUGCAUUAGCUUUCGAAUAAAAACGGUAUACCCGCUGAGAAAACUA